This is a messenger RNA of Trichoderma citrinoviride, 813 nucleotides long. RefSeq names its product adenylate kinase. Gene Ontology annotation, biological process: ADP biosynthetic process. NCBI's taxonomy places the organism in Eukaryota, Fungi, Ascomycota, Sordariomycetes, Hypocreales, Hypocreaceae. The record is from RefSeq and is a predicted model, not a curated record. Gene Ontology annotation, molecular function: AMP kinase activity; ATP binding. Gene Ontology annotation, cellular component: cytoplasm; mitochondrion. The coding region runs from base 1 to 813 and encodes 270 amino acids. The transcript has 4 exons.
AUGGGCUUCGUAGAGGACGAACUGAAGCAUCUGCGCGAUGUAAUCGGCGGCCUCGAAUCGCGCAUCAAGCAGCUCGAACAGCGCGCUACAGGAGCCGCUCCUGUCACUGCAGAGAGUCUCCGGAUGAUCCUGAUCGGGCCCCCGGGAGCUGGCAAGGGAACCCAAGCGCCAAAGAUCAAAGAGCGCUUUUCCUGCUGUCACUUGGCUACUGGCGACAUGCUGCGGUCACAAGUCGCCAAGAAGACUCCUCUCGGAAGAGAGGCCAAGAAAAUCAUGGACCAAGGCGGCCUUGUCAGCGACGACAUUGUCAUUGGCAUGAUCAAGGAAGAGCUGGAGAACAACAAGGAAUGCCAGGGCGGGUUCAUCCUCGACGGCUUUCCUCGGACCGUGCCUCAGGCGGAAGGCCUCGAUGCCAUGCUGAAGGAGCGCAACCAGACCCUCCAGCACGCCGUCGAGCUGCAGAUUGACGACGCUCUGCUUGUGGCCCGCAUCACUGGUCGAUUGAUCCACCCGGCUUCUGGACGCUCCUACCACACGACCUUCAACCCCCCCAAGGAGCCCAUGAAGGACGAUGUGACUGGAGAGCCUCUCAUCCAAAGAAGCGAUGACAACGCCGAGGCCCUUAAGAAGCGUCUCGCGACUUACCACAAGCAGACGGCCCCUGUGGUCGAAUACUACCAAAAGAGCGGCAUCUGGAAGGGCGUGGACGCGAGCCAGCAGCCUGGUGAGGUGUGGAAGAACAUGCUGGAAAUCCUGGAAGGGAAGAAGUCCCAUGGCUCUUCCAUCUUCAGCAGAAUUGCUGGAAAGAGCUAA